AGGUUAACCCCUACAGGUCUGAAGGCCUGUACUAAUUGCUGGCAUGUUCUAAGAGCGAUUCCUCAGCCACCAUGAAAGGUCUAGGAACCAGCCGAUGUCGUCACCUCUCUGACUCAUGUGAACCGGGAGGAUGCCCCCAAAAUCCUCUGUGUCCUUUGACAUCUGACCCUCACAGCUCCUUUCUGUUGAGCCCAACCAUAAACCAUUAUGGCACUCUGGACCCCCAUCUACACCAGUGCUCUCCCACCAGCCCCACCUCUCUGGCCCCUGACUGUAUUUUGCCUUUCGGCCAGAUGACCAGCAGCAGCACCUUCCCUCGUCUGCAUUUCAGUCCCCAGGCUGACCAGCUGGACUGCUCCCAGGCCUGCAUGGCUGGUGGUGGGGGAGCUGGACAGGGCAGCAGGGGAGGAACUCUAUCCUCAUCCUUGUCGAUGGGGAUGGGCUUGGGUCUCGGACUCAGUGGCGCUCCCAUGAUAACCAGCGGCUCAGCCACCAUCUCCUCUGCAGCGGCAGCCAAGAUGAACCGCUUACCUUCCAACCUUCUGGACCAGCUGGAGAGGCACUUGCCCCUUCAGCGCGAUGGCUUCAGCACCUUGCAGUUCCACAGAGGACGCAUGUCCAAGCAGCGCAGCGAGAGUCCGGGACGCAUACGUCACCUCAUGCACUCUGUGCAGAAGCUGUUCGCCAAGUCCCAGUCUUUGGAAAACUCUGCAACGAAGGGUAGCCUGAACGGGCGUUCCGCUGGAGGAACAACCAGCGGAGGUGAGGAGGGCGGCAGACCAAGUCGCAGGAGCAAGAGCAAAGACAGGGCAAAGACUGAGGGGCAGAAACAGAGGCCUAGACCUAACACCAUAGCCCUCUGGAGCUCUGAUGAUGCCCUAGACGCUGAUACUACCAAAGCUGGCACUAUUGCUGUAGGUUACCGCAACCCACUGAGCAUGAUGACUCUUGGCAGAGCGGUGUCAGACAGCCAGGCGCCUCUCAGACAUAUCCCACAGGGCUACAACACCAUCGCUGCACACUCUCUUAAGGCCUCAAAAAGCAGCAGUGACCUUAAGUUCCUGGCAUGUCCAGCCACCCAAGUGGUGUCCAAGGACGAGGAAGCAAGAACCAGAGGAAGCAAGGAUGAUAUGGUGGUCAAGAGGGGCUCCUGGUCUACCCUCACCCUCAGCCAGGCCAGGCAAGUGUUGCAAAAGGGCUCCGCUACAGUCAACAGGACUCUGCUUAAGUCAAAGUCGUGCCAUCAAGACUUGGCACAACAGUUCCUUCAGGUCCCUCUGGAGGACUGGACGGGAACUUUGGGUCGUGGACGGACCAGAGGAACUGAGAUCCCGUGUCGAAGGAUGCGAAGUGGCAGCUAUGUGAAAGCCAUGGGUGACCUAGAAGACAGCGAGGACUCGGAGGGGAGCCCGAAGCCUUCCCCCAAAUCUGCGGCUCGGCGUCAGAGCUACCUGAAGGCCACCCAGCAGUCCCUGAGCGAGCAGCAGCCGCCGCUGGCCCCACGCAAGCCCCGCUGCUACGCUCUCAUGCGGGAGGAUUAUCUGUGGUCUCCUCUACAGAGUGCAUGCUCUAUGCAGCAUCUGAGCUCCCUGCCGUGCCUGAAAGAGCUGAACACUAAUCGGAGCCUUGAUAAUUUGGACUGCCUGGUGAGCCCGCUGGAGGCCCCGCCGUGCCAGGGGAACAUUGAUUUCAGCCAGUGCUCUAGCACACUGGGCAGAGGCUUGGCCUCUCAGCGUGUGAGUCUGCACACGUUCUUUCAGGUAUGCGGGCAGGGCUGUGGGCACCCUGUGUCGUACUGUGAGGGGGAGUCACAGGCGGUGGAGGCCCUGGAUCUUCCGGCACCAACGUGCUUCCGCUCACGCAGCCACAGCUACCUGCGGGCCAUACAGGCCGGCUGCUCCCAGGAUGAAGACUCUGCCUCUUUGGACUCAGAGUCGCCACCACCCAUCACUGCAGGCUACAGCUACAGUUCCAACACAAGAUUUUCGCGUCACCCACAAAGCAUCAGCAAUAGGAAAGCUCCUCCAGUUCCACCUCGCACCACCUCAAAGCCCCUCAUCUCAGUGACUUUGCAGAGCAGCACCGAGUCUGCCCAAGACACGUACCUGGACCAGCAAGACCGUGGGAGCGAGGCCAACAGCCAUUCAGGGUGCAGCAACUCAUCUGACAGUCUGUGUAGCGUCCGCACCGGCGGCCUGGCCAAGGGGACCCAGCCGCCGCCCGCCGUCUCUGCUGCUGCCACCGCUGCGCCUCCCCCAGCCUCCGGGCCUCCCGUUCCAGCCCCCCGGGACCUGUCCUCCACCACCACUGUUGCUACCACCUCUACGUCCACGUCUACCGAUCCCCAACAUGACCCCGUAAGCACGGGAGUAUACUUAGAGCAGCCCCCAACGGCACCCAAGAGGAAGCUGUCCUCUAUUGGAAUCCAGGUGGAUUGUCUUGUUCCAGUCCUAAGAGAAGAGCCCUUUUCUCUGUCUGCACCUCUAAAGUUUCAGUCGAUUGGAGUUCAAGUUGAAAACGGCAGGCCUCUUAGCCGGGACAGCAGCAUGGCCUCCAGACAAAACACAGAGACUGAGUCUCAGCUGCAGAAUGCUGCAAACGCAGAAAACAACAUAACCAACUGCACCAACAGCCAGCCAUUGAACUCCACCACGACCAACGGACAGAACAAAGCCAUGGAACAGCAGCCCCUUAAACACAUCUCAGCUUCAUCCAGGAUAUCCAUCGAGACCCUGGACCCGGCUUUAGACCCCUCCUCCCUGCCACCACCUGAUCCCAGCCUCGAGUCCGGAAACUGCAGUGUGCAGGGAGAUGCCGGUCAGCCCAGUACGCCAGCCUGUCUGAGAGACGGCAACUGGUUUCUGAAGCUACUGCAGGCAGAAACGGGCCGCAUGGAGGGCUGGUGUCGACAGAUGGAGCAGGAGACCAAAGACAACAAGCUCUCAGAAGAGGUGUUGGGGACGAUACGCAGUGCGGUAGGCAGUGCUCAGCUCCUCAUAUCCCAGAAGUUUGAGCAGUUCAGAGGCCUCUGUAAUGAGAACUUGAAUGUAAACGCCAACCCUCGACCUACAGCCCAGGACCUCGCGGGGUUCUGGGAUCUGCUGCAGCUCUCCAUAGAAGACAUCAGCAUGAAGUUUGACGAGCUCUACCAGCUAAAAGCCAACAACUGGCAGCUUCCUGAGAAGCCAUUGAAGAAGGAUGAAAACAAGCAGCUUCCAUCAUCCGUGCCAAAGAAGCCGUCCAAGCCACGGCUGUCGACGGGGAAGGACAGGAGCGUGGACUCGGCAGUGGACAAGCAGCGACAAGAGGCCAGAAAGCGUCUGAUGGCAGCAAAGCGGGCGGCGUCCGUGCGGCAGAACUCGGCGACGGAAAGCGCCGACAGCAUCGAAAUCUACGUCCCCGAAGCACAGACCCGCCUCUGAGAGGCGAGCCCGUGCCGGUCGUCAUCAAAAUAACUCGUAUCCGGCCCUCACAGAUACAGACACACAGAUCUGAGAUGAACACACUUAAACCAUAGCACGGAUGCACAGGUUGAUCCUUCUUAGCGAGCACGCUGACUACAGGACACACAUGGGGAUCACAGAGCACCGGGACAGUCCAGAGCAAUGCAGAUCAUCAGUCAGCUGCAACGGGACAGAAAAAACCUUUACAGAUGUUUAAUACUAUUGUUGUUAUUAUUGAUAUUAUAAUAAUUAUCUCUUAAAGUAUUUCCAGACUGUCUUAAUUGUGUAAGUAUCUUGAAUAAGGACAUCAUCUACCUUGUGAGCUGAAGAAUCUUGGCAUCCCAGAAGUUUACUCUCUUUAAAGAAAAAAAGAAAAGAAAAAAAAACUCCUUUCACAGCCGAGUCCACCAGCUAAUCGAGGCUGCACGGCUACAGGCUGAGCUACCAUCCACACACACUCAGGACACAUGCAGGUGUACUCACUGUCCACCGAGUCUUCCUGUUCUCUCUUUGUAUUGGACUGCCACCCGCCGCGUGCGGUGUGGGGAUUUUAAGAUGGCGUUAAUGUACUCAGAGGUUUUAAAUGCAGAGAAGCAGAGGAAGGCAGUAGCAUAUAUUAUAUAUAUAUAUAUAUAAUACACUAUUACAAUGUUAAUUUUGUAAAUGUUGUAUACCAAAUUAAUUGUUAGAAAGAGGUCAGUGUUCAGCACCAAGGUAGUUUUUUAUAGAUCGAGUACAUUUACCGUCAUGAUAUAUUAGCACUUGAUGCAAUCAUUUACUCCACACCUUUCUCUCUUCUGCUCCUUGUCACAAACACCCACUACACAGCCUGUGUGUGAAUACCCAUUGUUAAAGUCUUACAUUGUUUUAGUUUUGGGAAGGAAUUCGGGGAAUGGAAGUGGCGCUACAGUGGAAUGUAUGACGUGUAUCUAUUUCUAGCUCAUGUUGACUUGAUCGCUGCACUUUCCGCUCACCUCAGAUCAAGUUUGC
Menidia menidia (Atlantic silverside) is the source of this 4433-nucleotide messenger RNA. Lineage: Eukaryota; Metazoa; Chordata; Actinopteri; Atheriniformes; Atherinopsidae. The record is from the annotation of a GenBank genome assembly.